Messenger RNA from Strongylus vulgaris, 1117 nucleotides. The record is from the annotation of a GenBank genome assembly. NCBI's taxonomy places the organism in Eukaryota, Metazoa, Nematoda, Chromadorea, Rhabditida, Strongylidae.
AUUUGACCCAGCCCACUAUAUGUGCCUUGAAAAUGUCGGCACCAUCAAGGUUCAAGUUCGGUGCGAUCGUAAUGCGGCCGAUCCUAAUUGCACUGUCACCGUUCAUUAUAGAACUGUUGCUGAUACCGCUCAAGAGCACUCAGAUUUCGUACCCGUGGAAGGAACACUAACUUUCAAACCAGGAGAAGAUCUGUGGGUUAAGCAAUCUGGAGUUUUGCAACGGCAGGAAAUAGAAAUUUCUAUCGUUGACAAUGACAUUUAUGAGGAUGAUGAACAAUUCAUGGUCCGACUUUCACAGGUACGCGCACAUUCACCGUCGCAGUUCGCACCAGUUCCUGUUCGCCUAGGAGCAGCUUCGACAGCUACCGUACUCAUCGUCGAUGACGAUCACGCUGGAGCUUUUGGGUUCACCUCAGAAAAAUUCAAAGUUGUUGAAAGCGCGGGAGAGUUUGUUGCUGAGGUUGUUCGAACUAGAGGAGCUCGUGGUGAAGUAUCAAUUCCUUAUAAAACAGUUGAUGGACUGGCAAAGGCUGGAGAUGAUUACGAACAUUGCGAGGGAACCCUGCAAUUUCUUAACGAACAGACCAAAGCUGAAAUUCGAAUUCCUAUCGUAAAUGACGACGAGUAUGAGAAGAACGAGGAUUUCUUUAUUGAGUUAGGUGAACCCGUCUGGCAUCGGGACAUUGCAGCUACGGAUGAAGGGAUUGAAGGUCGACCAGUGCUAUCACUUGGUCGCUGCAAGGUUGUUAUCACGGAGGACAAGGAGUUCAAAAACUUCGUGGACCGAAUGCUCACAAAUGCAAACACUUCUAUCAUGGUUGGCACAAGUAGUUGGAAGCAGCAGUUCAACGAAGCUCUCACUCUUGAAGAAGAUGAGAACGGCAUGAUUACGAAGAGAGAGAAGUUCAUGCAUUAUAUUUCGCUUCCCUGGAAAUUACUGUUCGCUUUGAUACCACCCACAGAUUAUUACAAUGGAUGGUUAUGCUUCGUCGUGGCUAUCGUUAUGAUCGGACUUUUGACAGCAGUAAUUGGCGACUUGGCAUCACAUUUCGGCUGCACAGUUGGAAUGAAAGAUACCGUAACAGCAAUAUCACUUGUUGCUAUGGGCACCAGCGUG